Sander lucioperca (pikeperch) is the source of this 2426-nucleotide messenger RNA. RefSeq names its product regulator of microtubule dynamics 3 (gene rmdn3). The record is from RefSeq and is a predicted model, not a curated record. Gene Ontology annotation, molecular function: microtubule binding. Gene Ontology annotation, cellular component: cytoplasm; spindle microtubule; mitotic spindle pole. Lineage: Eukaryota; Metazoa; Chordata; Actinopteri; Perciformes; Percidae. Bases 475 to 1950 code for a protein of 491 amino acids. The transcript is spliced from 12 exons.
CCUCGUUGACAUGGGUGCUGCGUGCUGCCGAUGUGACGUUACAUUUUGAUAGCAUCAUUGCAGCUAGCCGACAUUUGCACACCUUGAUAUGAUGCAAACAUACCGUUUUUUUUAUUUUAUUUUUAUCGUUAAGCUUUAAAACGUGUCGUCUAUAUAAAACUAGGUGAGGUCUCAAGGGAAAAUAUUAACAGUUGCGUCAAGCUUAUAACAAGUUGUCAGUGUCAUUAGCUAUUAAACGAUAACAGUGAAAGGCUAAUGGGAUUAGGCUAACGUGCUAGCAGUAAGCGUGCCCCUUGUCAACACAUUUUUUCGGAACUAAAAUAAUUUACGUCGAGAGGGUGAAGUCAUGUCGUUGGCAUCCUGAGAUACAUUACAUACAGUCAUGUUUGGUGACAAAUGAAAGCGGCACUUGGGAGUUAGCUAACUAACGUUAACGCUAGUUAUAAACGACCUGCGUCUGCGGAGUGUGGAGAAAUGAACACGCCGCUAGGGAGGAACGGUUUAAUCGGGCUUGCUGUCGGAGCUACAGCCGGUUGUGGCUUGAUUGCCUUCAUAAUUUACAAGGAGAUCGUUAGGAGAAGAUCCCAGAGACUGGUGCUGGAGGCCCGGCCAGCUUCCCGGCUGUUUGACGGGGUGGAUAAAGCCGUGCUGCUGCGGGAUGCCAUGGAUGUACAGGAGGCGGAGGCCCAGCAGCAGGCUCUGGCAGCGGUGGAGGCAGUGGUGCAUGGCCUGUCCCCGGAGCAACAGCUGGAGUUUAGGAACCAGCUGGAUGAUGUGCUGACCUGCGUGGCCUCACUGCGCUCAGAGGUGGCUGAGCUGAGGGGCGGCCUGCAGGACAUCGCCCAGCAGAUUAUCCAGGAUGUCAAAAAGGGAGUGGAGGACAGUCAGCGGGUACGUCGGCGGCGCCAUUUCGUCCACAGGGAACGCAAUGACUCCACCGGCUCCAGCUCCAUCUACUUCACUGCCAGCCAGGGCAUGGCCAGCACGUAUGAAACGACCAGCGAAGGAGGGUACUCGACGGCCUACGCUGAGUCUGACUACACCGAUCGUGACACAGACAAAGAGGAGGGUGAGCGGGAGCCUGAACAGGAGUCUGAGGAAGAGGAGGAAAGGAGCUGUGCCACUGUCCUCACCAUCCGCCAGGAAGACUCCCAGGAAGAAGAAGUGGAGGAGAGAGGGCUGGAGGAGGAGGAUGAGGAAGAUGAGGGGAGGCUUCAGCUGGUGACUGAAGUUCCCAGCGGGGAGCUGGCUCUCCUCCUGGCUCAGAGUGACAUCCUCCACACAGGAGACGCCAGUUUGAAGGCAGAGGGCUUUCGCCUGCUGCUAGACAACAGAGCAGAGUAUGGAGACAGCAGGGAGUUUCUAUGGCGACUGGCUCGGGCGUACAGGGAUAUGUACGAAUCCACUGAGGAUAAACAAGAGAAGAAGGCCUACGCACAACAAGGUCGAGAGGAGGCCGAGUUGGCCCUGAAGAAGAACGGCCUGAAUGCUGAGUGUCACAAAUGGUUUGCUGUGCUGACAGAACUGACCUCCCAGCAUGAUAGCAUGCAUAGCAAGCUGAAGAGCAGCCAUAUAUUAAAGGAGCAUCUGGAUCGUGCACUCGCCCUCAGAGAUGAUGACCCCAUGUGUUUCUACCUGCUUGGCAGAUGGUGCUAUGAGGUAGCCACUCUGGACUGGUUGGAACAGAAGGCAGCGGCUGCCCUCUACCAGAGCCCCCCCACCUCCACACUGCAUGACGCGCUUGAGAACUUUCUCAAGGCAGAGGAGCUCAGUCCAGGUUUCUCCAAGACAGUGAGACUUUACAUUGCACAGUGUCACAAGAAGCUGGGGAACAUUUCUGAGGCCACAAACUGGACUGAGCUGGCUCUGAAGAUGCCCACAAACUCUAAUUAUGAUGAAACGACUAAACUGGAGGCUCAGCUUCGAGUCUUAACUGACAGAAAAACCUGAAAUUCUUUGCUCCUGAGAUCCAGCAGGUGAAGCCACUCAGCCGAGGGCACUGAUUGGCUAGUCAGGCCGCCAAUCCGUGUCCAUCCAAUCAGAUGUGCACCACAAAUGGCACUUUUUUUUUUUUCCUUCAUUGGUGGAUAUCUGCAUACUGUCACUGUGAAAUGGAGUUUGAUAUUAUUGUAUAUUUAUUUUCUUUAAUAUUGCUUGAGUCAAUAUUGCUUUAAGUAGUAUAUAUUUUAAUGUAUAUGGUAUAUUUUAAAGGUAUAUUAUGUAGGGGCCAGACAUACAGAGAGCAAGAGAGUGAAUGAAGAGAGGGAGCGACCAAAGCAGUAAUUGGGAAUAAAAUGCUCUUCUGUCAGUGUCUCACAUCUGUUAUGUCCUAAAGCAUAACUAAACACACACCGUCGCUGGAAGGUGCCACAUUGUCGGAUUAUGAGUGAACGCAGAGCUUCAUCCUGUCUGUUUCUCUGCGUCAG